AUGUCGCGGAUAGAAGAGCUUCCAGAUGACUUUGAUGAGCAUGUCAGUCUCAAUGAUGCGCCCAAGAUCCUGCCCUCAAUCGAGGAGCUGUACGAUCAGCACAUCUCGGCGUCUGGUCCCUCACAAAACCAGAUGUCUUCCAAGAGCUUCGAAGAAAUCGUGCAGGAUAUGAGCAAAACCCCGCUCUUUAUGAACAGUCUUGACGAAGCGACUAACGACGAUGGAGAGAAUAUAAUGCUCGAGGCCAUCAAAGCCCUGCAAAACGAGGGAACAAAAGCGGAAGUGGCACAAGGAUUUAAAGAGCGUGGGAACGAAAUGGUCGCGGAGAAGAAAUGGAAGGAUGCCAAAGAGUUCUACACCAAAGGGCUUGCAGUCCUAACAGCCAAGGACGAAGAUAAGUGGGACAAGCCUGAAGACGAGACCGCAGAAGAGAAGCUUCGAGUCCUGCUUCACGAACAACUACUUGUCAAUCGAGCCCGGUGUAAUCUGGAAUUGAGUAGGGAUGCUCUAACGUUUACAGUGGAAGCGUAUUAUAGGUCGGCCUCCGCCCUGCUCGCUCUGGACAAAGUUCUCGAAGCACUGGAUGUGGCAUCUCGUGGAUUCAAACUCGAUCCAACCAAUACAGCUUUGAAGAAACUGUUGGACCAGAUCAGAAGCCGGAUGGCAGUCAAAGAGGCAGAAGACCGCCGGCGCUUAGCAGAGCUGAGAAGGAAACAACAGGAGAAGGCAACGUUAGACGCGGCGUUGAAGGCGCGAAAGAUCGUUGUCCGUGGAUCUAAAAACCCUCCGAACUUGGAAGACGCGACCAUUCGGUUAUCGCCAGAUCCGCUAUCGCCCAAAAGUCUGCUAGAAUUCCCAGUAAUGUUGCUCUAUCCGAUGCAUAACCAGACCGAUCUCAUCAAGGCCUGGGCCGAGAAAGAUGCCAUAACACAUCACCUGAGCUACAUACUACCCUUGCCGUGGGAUAGCAAGAACGAAUACAAAUUGUCGACAGUAGACUGCUACAUGGAUACCAUCAGCGGUGGGCUCAUGAAGGUCGGUAAGAAGCUGACUUUGCUGGAGGCACUCUCCAAUGGGAAGACUGAGGUGGUGGACGGGCUGGUUAGGAUUUAUGUGGUGCCAGUGUCACUUGCACCUCAAUGGAUAGAAGAGAUGAAGAAGAAAAAGGGCAAAUAG
This is a messenger RNA of Fonsecaea nubica, 1176 nucleotides long. RefSeq lists its product as hypothetical. Gene Ontology annotation, molecular function: Hsp90 protein binding. The coding region runs from base 1 to 1176 and encodes 391 amino acids. The transcript has 3 exons. The record is from RefSeq and is a predicted model, not a curated record. Gene Ontology annotation, biological process: protein folding. Lineage: Eukaryota; Fungi; Ascomycota; Eurotiomycetes; Chaetothyriales; Herpotrichiellaceae.